UCAUUUUCCACAUCCAGACAGACACGUCUCUUGCCAGAAUUUCUCUCAAUUCACUCCCAAACACAUUUAUUAUACAUUUCUCUUCCACCUGAUGCACUCAUAACAACAACAACACCAUCCUUUAUAAAGACAUUUCCAAUAUCAGAUGACAUUGGCAUAACUGAAGAUACAUUCUCAUUAUUUUUCAUCUUUUAAUGACCAAAAUGGAAAAUAUUGUACAGAACAGAUGUAUAAGAUUGUUUCUAUAAAUCUUUGGUGGAAUUCCUCUGAUAUAUUUACUCUGAAUUGUGUUAGUAGCAAACCUUCUGGACAUCACUGGCUGGAGUGUCUACAAGAUGAGCCUGUUUGCAGAUUGAAUGUGGAUAAAUUUAGUUGUUUUGUGACAAAGGUAACAGUGGCCAGAAAUACAGCAGUUGAAAUAUUUGUAAACAAAAGACUAUAGAAGCAAAAAGAAUAAAAAAAGAAGGUAUAUUGUGAAGUUGAAGGAAAAAUAAUGGAAAAAAGUGAGAAACUAAAGGAACAGAUUUUUCCAGAAGAUAACAAAAAAGAGAGGCGAAAUUAUCACGUGACUGAUGUGUGUAAAAAGUCUUUCUCACAAAAGGGUCACUUGAAUAGGCACAAACGUAUUCAUAUGGAAGAGAAGCCAUUUCAAUGUGAAAUCUGUGGUAAAUCAUUUUCUAUAAGUAGUGACUUAAUUAGUCACCGACAUAUCCAUACAGGGAAGAAGCCAUAUCAUUGUGGUGUCUGUGGUAAAUCAUUCUCUGCAGCCAGUAACUUAACUACACACAAACGUAUUCAUACAGGGGAGAAGCCAUUUCACUGUGACACCUGUGGUAAAUCGUUUUCUGUAAGUAGUAACUUAAUUAGUCACAGACAUAGCCAUACUGGAGAGAAACCGUAUCAUUGUAAUGUCUGUGGUAAAUCAUUCUCUGCAGCCAGUAAUUUGACUUCACAUAAGCGUAUUCAUACAGGGGAGAAGCCAUUUCACUGUGACAUCUGUGGUAAAUCAUUCUAUCAAAAAAGUUACUUAACUACACACAAACGUAUUCAUACAGGAGAGAAGCCACAUCAGUGUAACAUCUGUGGUAAAUCAUUCUUUCAAAAAAUCGGCUUGACUGCACACAAACGUCGUCAUACUGGAGAGAAGCCUUAUCAUUGUGAUGUCUGUGGAAGGUCAUUCUCUGACCAAAGUGCUUUAAAUUCUCACGUACGUCUUCAUACAGGGGAAAAGUUAUUUCACUGUGACAUCUGUGGUAAAUCAUUCUCACGAAAAGGUAACUUGACCACACACAAACGUCUUCAUACUGGAGAGAAGCCUUAUCACUGUGAUAUCUGUGGUACAUCAUUCUGUUACCAAAGUGCUUUAAAUUAUCACAUACGUGUUCAUACAGUGGAGAAGCCAUUCCACUGUGACAUCUGUGGUAAAACAUUCCCUAGAAAAUAUAACUUGACUUUACACAAACGUAUUCAUACAGGGGAGAAGCCUUAUCACUGUGACAUCUGCAGUACCGCAUUCUCUGAUCGAAGUGUUUUACUUUCUCACAUACGUGUUCAUACAGGAGAGAAGCCGUUUCACUGUGACAUCUGUAGCAAAUCAUUCUCUCAAAAAUAUAGCUUGACUACACAUAAGCGUAUUCAUACAGGGGAGAAGCCUCAUCACUGUGAUAUCUGCGGUAAAUCAUUCUCUGAUCGAAGCGUUUUACUUUUUCACAUACGUGUUCACACAGGAGAGACACCAUAUUCCUGUAAUAUCUGCGGUAAAUCAUUCUCACGCAAAAGGUCUUUAACUGAUCAUAAACAUAUCCAUACAGGAGAGAAGCCAUAUCACUGUGUUAUUUGUAGUAAAUCAUUCUCCGCCAGUACUACUCUAAGUCAUCACAAACGUAUUCAUGCAGGAGAAACACCACAUUGGAAGGCCAUUUGCUUGGCUGAUAAACUUUUUGUAAUCAUUCGUGAAAUCUCCUCAUGGGGCAAAACUAUAGAAGCAAAAAGAAUAAAAAAGAAGGUAUAUUGUGAAGUUGAAGGAAAAAUAAUGGAAAAGAGUGAGAAAGUGAAGGAACAGAUUUUUCCAGAAGAUAGCAAAAAAGAGAGACAAAAAUUGUCACAUGACUGUGAUGUGUGUAAAAAGUCUUUCUCUCAAAAAGGUAACUUAAAUAAGCACAAACGUAUUCAUACAGGAGAGAAGCCAUUUCACUGUGGAAUCUGUGGUAAAUCAUUCUCUGACCGAAGUGCUUUAAAUUCUCACAUACGUGUUCAUACUGGAGAGAAGCCAUUUCACUGUAACAUCUGUGGUAAAUCAUUCUCUGCAAGUGGUACAUUGACUAAACACAAACUUCUUCAUACAGGAGAGACACCAUAUUCCUGUAAUAUCUGUGGUAAAUCAUUUUCUGGUAAAAGUGCUCUAACUUAUCAUAAACGUAUUCAUACAGGAGAGAAGCCAUUUCAGUGUGAUAUUUGUGGUAAAUCAUUUGCUGUAAGCAGUUUCUUAACUACUCACAGACAUAUCCAUGCAGAUGAGAAGCCUUAUCAUUGUGGCAUUUGUGGUAAAUCAUUCCUUUCAGCCAUACACGUCACUAGACACGAGCGUAUUCAUACAGGAGAGAAGCCAUUUCACUGUGUCAUCUGUGGUAAAUCAUUCUCUCGAAAAGAUGUCUUGACUUUACACAAACGUAUUCAUACAGGAGAGAAGCCAUAUCAGUGCAACAUCUGUAACAAAUCUUUCCCUGCCAGUAGGGACCUAACUACUCAUAAACGUAUUCAUACAGGAGAGUCACCAUAUCAUUGUGAUAUCUGUGGUAAAUCAUUCUCUCAAAGUUGCAACUUAACUACUCAUAAACGUUCCCAUACAGGAGAGAAGCCAUAUCAGUGCAACAUCUGUAACAAAUCUUUCUCUGAUAGAAGGAACCUAACUACUCAUAAAGGUAUUCAUACAGGAGAGUCACCAUAUUCUUGUGAUAUCUGUGGUAAAUCAUUCUCUCAAAGUUGCAACUUAACUACUCACAAACGUUCCCAUACAGGAGAGAAGCCAUACCACUGUGAUAUCUGUGGUAAAUCAUUCUCCGUGAGUUCUAACUUAACUGGACACAAACGUAUUCAUACAGGUGAAACACCAUAUUCUUGUGAUAUCUGUGGUAAAUCAUUCUCUCAAAGUGGCGACUUAGCUAAACAUAAACGUUUCCAUACAGGAGAGAUGCCAUAUCCCUGUGAUGUCUGUAACAAAUCUUUCUCUACCAGUUGUAACCUAAUGACCCAUAAACGUAUUCAUACAGGAGAGAAGCCAUAUCAGUGCGACAUCUGUAACAAAUCUUUCUCUGAUAGAAGGAACCUAACUACUCAUAAACGUAUUCAUACAGGAGAGACACCAUUUCACUGUGAAAUCUGUGGUAAAUCAUUCUCUAAAAGUGGCAACUUAACUACUCAUGAACGUCUUCAUACAGGAGAGAAGCCAUACCACUGUGAUAUCUGUGGUAAAUCAUUCACCGUGAGUUGUAACUUAACUGGACACAGACGUAUUCAUACAGGAGAAACACCAUAUUCUUGUGAUAUUUGUGGUAAAUUAUUCUCUCAAAAAAUUUAUUUGACUUUACACAAACGUAUUCAUACAGGAGAGACACCAUUUCACUGUGAAUGGCAUCGUAUGGUAGGUGCAAGAGGCUGA
This is a messenger RNA of Octopus sinensis (East Asian common octopus), 3658 nucleotides long. Its product is annotated as zinc finger protein 208-like. NCBI's taxonomy places the organism in Eukaryota, Metazoa, Mollusca, Cephalopoda, Octopoda, Octopodidae. Bases 494 to 3658 code for a protein of 1054 amino acids. The record is from RefSeq and is a predicted model, not a curated record. The transcript is spliced from 6 exons.